AUGACGUCUGUAGCAUAUGACAUUGUCUUGUACGGUGCGACGGGCUUUACGGGUAGCCUCGUCGCCCAGUAUCUGGCAUCUCACCCCCAACAGCCGUCCAUUGCAUUUGCCGGCCGCAACGAGGGAAAGAUUCGCAAGGUGAUUGCCAAUUUGAUUGACAUUCCCAAGACGCGGGCCGAGCGUAUCGGCGUCGUGACUGCCUCCUCUACGGAUGCGGCAAGCCUCAAGCGCAUGGCACAGACUGCUAAGGUGAUUAUCAACACGGUUGGCCCCUACGGCGACCUCGGUGGUUUCGAGGUGGCACAGGCCGCCGCGCAGAAUGGCUGCGGCUACGUCGACCUGACCGGCGAGUCGAAUGUGUACGAGCGUGUGGCGAAAGAGCUGCACUCUGUUGCACAGAGCACCAAGGCGAUCCUUGUCCCUUCUGUAGGCUUUGAUUCGCUGCCGUUCGACCUCACGACCUACCUCGCGAUCCAGCAGGUCAAGGACACUGCCGGCGAUGCUACCGAGAUUGAUACGGCGCUCUGUGGGUACAAAGUCAUGGGCUCCAUGUCUGGCGGCACCGCCGCGAGCUUUGUAGCCAUGACCAAGUACCCCGAUAUUGUCAACUACAAGCUGCCGUACUUGCUGAGCCCUAUCCAGGGUGCCCAGCGCUUGCAUUCGUACUUUGCGCGCAAGCUGCCGCAGUUUGGCGGUUGGGGUGGCUACUCGCCCUUUGCGCCGCACAAUACGCGCGUCGUGAACAGGACGUGGGGCCUGCUGCAGCUCGCAGGGGCGACGCGGCAGUACGGCAAGAACUUUUCGUAUGUCGAGGGGUUCAAGACGCCGAACCGCAUUACCUCUGUGCUGCUCUCGUGCUUCUUCUUGGGCCUGUGCUGGGUUGCAAUCCAUGUCAAGUUGCUCGGCUCUCUGCUCCGCCGCGCGAUUCCCCAAGGUACCGGUAGCCCCAUGGAGAAGCAGCUGAAAGGGUUUGCUGAUGUGCGCACAUUGGCGACGAGCGCCGAUGGCAAGACAAAGGCGCUCUCCUCGUUCAAGUUCAAGGGCGAUCCUGGCUACUUGCGCACUGCUACCAUGAUCUCGGAGACCGCGCUUGCUCUUGCGCUGAACCGCAACGCAUUGUCUCCGUUGGCACAGCAGGGCGGUGUGCAUACAAGCGCCACGAUCGGCGGCGAGGUCGUGCGUGAUCGUUUGGUCCAGUACGGCGGGUUCCACAUCGUCACCGCAGACGUGUCGCACGUCGUGGACCUGUCGAAAGCGGCAGCUUAG
Molecule: messenger RNA, 1266 nt
Organism: Malassezia vespertilionis
Lineage: Eukaryota; Fungi; Basidiomycota; Malasseziomycetes; Malasseziales; Malasseziaceae
Exons: 1
Coding region: 1-1266 (421 amino acids)
Biological process (GO): glycolipid biosynthetic process
Cellular component (GO): plasma membrane; mitochondrion; lipid droplet
Source: RefSeq, a predicted model, not a curated record